Molecule: messenger RNA, 411 nt
Organism: Cooperia oncophora
Lineage: Eukaryota; Metazoa; Nematoda; Chromadorea; Rhabditida; Trichostrongylidae
Source: the annotation of a GenBank genome assembly
UUGGGUUGGACUAUAACUGAGAAAAUUUGCAGGUGUGAGAAGCUGGACAAACGUUUAGAGGCCGAAGGAAAAUCGAUUAAUGCUCACAGGAAUUUCGAGUUACUGGACGAGGAAGAGAAAUUCUUUGCUCUAAAGAAGACGCUGGAUGAUCUUAUGGAGAAUUUAUCGCUCUUCGAUUUUUUCAUUGACGACUGGAAUGUGAAUUGGCCAAUUCUCAGACAUCGAGUGGAGCGUAUAAUGAAGCCAGUGAACGCCGUGCUCGAUUUUAUUCGAAGUCAAAUCGAACAAAGGAAGCGUGAAAUCGCUAAUGGGACUCAUGUACCGCAAGGAGAAGGCGACGAUUUUGUUGACGCCUUCUUAAUUCAAAUGAAAAAGGAACACGAGAAUGCCCUCCCAACGAGUUUUGAGUGA